Molecule: messenger RNA, 570 nt
Organism: Entrophospora candida
Lineage: Eukaryota; Fungi; Glomeromycota; Glomeromycetes; Entrophosporales; Entrophosporaceae
Source: the annotation of a GenBank genome assembly
AAGGUUGAUAUGAAUUUAUACCCAUGGAUUAUAGAGGGGUACAAUAUUCAGAAAGGAAUCAAAUACGCUAUUGAAAAUUCACAGGAUAUUGGGUUAUUAGAGUAUGAUGAACCUCUCCUGUCAUCAAUUAUUGAUGUUAGUGAUCCACCACAUUGGCUUAAAAAAUCAUUCACAGACGAAAUUUGCAGACCCAACAAAGGAACAUGGGAAAAUGAAGGUUUACUAAUGCCUCUUAAGAUUGCAUCAAGAGUUCUCAAAGAUGUCAGACUUCUUGGACCAGAGAAAGAAAGUGCUUCAUCAAAAUAUCGACAUAAUAAUCCUAAUUCAUCAUCAUCUGACGAAUCUGACAAAGAUAAAGAAAACAAAAAAAUAUGUUAUGAAUAUCUCAUAGGUGAAGUUGCUGGAAACCCAUGGGAUGAGUGCAUUGACAAAACUAGAUUCUUCCUUCGGUUAUAUGUACUUGAUAAGCCAUGUUAUGGUUUAUAUAGAGUAAAAGAAGUAGAAAGAAUACAGCUUCCAGUUAAGGAAGAGAAUGAUGAGAAAAUCAUAGAAGUGUUCGAAAAUAUUAUU